Molecule: messenger RNA, 4959 nt
Organism: Lytechinus variegatus (green sea urchin)
Lineage: Eukaryota; Metazoa; Echinodermata; Echinoidea; Temnopleuroida; Toxopneustidae
Gene: fbxo11
Product: F-box only protein 11-like
Exons: 19
Coding region: 326-2896 (856 amino acids)
Biological process (GO): ubiquitin-dependent protein catabolic process; regulation of apoptotic process; protein ubiquitination
Molecular function (GO): zinc ion binding; protein binding
Source: RefSeq, a predicted model, not a curated record
GCAUACAUGUACCAUGUAGAAAGGUGCAAUGGUAUACAUGAAAGGGGCAGAGUGACUGAGAGAAGUAUAAAAAUGGGACUCUCCUCGUAUGACCCUGUCUGGCACUUGUUCAGGAACCCUGUAUUCACGCUGACUGCCUCUCUCUCUCUCUUGCUCUGCGAGCUUGGCUUUCAUCCAUUUUGAGUUGGAUUUUUCUCUCUAUUUCAUGCAUUACCUCUCUUGACAGCGUAACUCUUGCACAUAUAUAAUGCCACUGGGUACACAUGCACAUUUUUGACAAUCUCAGGUUUGGUUUUUGUUUGAUCAACUUGAUCGGAGGAAUGCAAUGGGAAAAUCAUCUACUUCAGAGAAAACUGCUCGGGAAUUAGGCAGCAACUCCAAAAUCCGCACAUCUUGCCCGCACCACGACCAAUCACAGCAGCCCUACAGCCUGAGGCGAAAGGCAUCAACUCUGUGCUCUGGCAGAUGGGACUUGAGUUCAUCACCUGGGUCAUCUCCCAUGACGAGAGCAAAGAGAUCAAGGCUUUCCAGUCACACAGACACUCAAGCAUCAGGAGGGACGACAGGAGAUGACAAUUUCCUGGAGUCGUUGAUGCCAGAUGAGAUCCUCAUCAAAAUCCUUUCCUACCUCCUAGAGAAGGAUCUAUGCAAUGUGGCAUGUGUAUGUAAGAGGUUCAACACCCUUGCCAGCGAUCUCACUCUAUGGAAACGUUUGUACCAGUCUGUAUAUGAGCUAUCUCUUCCCCUUCUGCGACCAGGGCCAACCAAAUUCAAAUUUGUCCAACCAGACAAGCUAGAUGUGCCAAACAUAUGGAAAGAGAGUUUUAAAACUUUGUACUCAGCUGUCCACGUCAAGCCAGGCUAUGCCGCCUACAUGCAUGAUUCUCCUGAACUAUUCAAGGGCCGUGAUAUCCAGUACUACGACACGAUAGACGAGGCACUGUCAUCGGUGGAGGGUAACGAAUACACCCUGAUCUUGGUUCACGAGGGUGUUUACACCGGAGAGUGGCUGUACAUAGACACACCCGUCUGUAUAUUAGGAGCUGCUCCUGGUCACAUUCCAGACAGCGUGAUUGUUGAGAACAGUAAAGAGUCUACGUUUAGGUUCAUUGAAGGAUGUGAAGAUGCAUAUCUUGGUUAUAUUAGUAUUAGGUUUAAUCCCGAAAGCAACUCCAAUCAACCACAUCACAAGCACUCAUGUGUAGAGGUUGAUGCCAACUGCUCGCCAACCAUCGAUAGCUGUAAUAUAAGGAGUAGAUCACAAGUGGGUGCUGCAGUAAGUGUGAGCGGCAGGAGAGCGUCACCUACCAUCAAGAACUGCGUCAUCAGCGAUUGUGAAAAUGUGGGACUCUUCAUCAACGACCAUGCAGAGGGUCUCUACCUUGACAACGAGAUCAGUGGUAAUGCAUUGGCAGGGAUCUGGGUGAAGAACUAUGCAAACCCUAUCAUCAGGCGUAGUCACAUUCACCACGGUAGAGAUGUGGGUGUCUUCACAUUCGAUAAUGGCAUGGGUUACUUUGACCGGUGCGACAUCCAUCACAAUCGUAUCGCGGGCUUUGAGGUGAAGGCCGGAGCUAACCCAACCGUCGUUCAUUGUGAGAUCCACCACGGUCAGACCGGUGGCAUCUACGUACAUGAAAACGGUAGAGGAGAGUUCAUAGAGAAUAAAAUCCAUUCCAAUACCUUUGCUGGAGUCUGGGUGACGUCCAACAGCGAUCCAACGAUACGGGGCAAUGAAAUAUUCAAUGGUCACCAGGGAGGCGUGUACAUAUUUGGAGAGGGGCGUGGCCUGAUCGAGCACAACGACAUUCACAGUAACGCACUGGCAGGAAUCCAGAUUCGCACUAACAGCAAUCCCAUCAUUAGGAAUAAUCGUAUUCAUGACGGUCAACAUGGCGGCAUCUAUGUGCAUGAGAAAGGUAAGGGGUUAAUCAUAGAGAACGAGGUUUACAGCAACACAUUGGCUGGUGUAUGGGUUACUACAGGUAGCUGUCCGGAGCUUAGAAGAAACAGAAUCCACAGUGGUAAACAGGUUGGUGUGUACUUCUAUGACAACGGCCACGGUACGCUGGAAGAUAAUGAUAUCUUCAAUCACAUGUACUCCGGUGUUCAGAUCAGGACCGGUAGCAAUCCCAUCAUCAAGAGGAAUAAGAUCUGGGGAGGUCAGAAUGGUGGUAUCCUCGUCUAUAAUGGAGGUCUUGGUGUAUUAGAGCGUAAUGAGAUCUUUGACAAUGCCAUGGCUGGUGUGUGGAUCAAGACGGACAGCAAUCCUCAUCUUCGUUACAACAAGAUCCACGACGGUCGGGAUGGUGGUAUCUGUAUAUUCAAUGGUGGUAGAGGAAUCCUGGAAGAGAAUGAGAUCUUCCGCAACACGCAAGCGGGUGUCCUGAUCAGCUCCCAGAGCCAUCCCAGGCUAAAGCGGAAUAAGAUCUUUGAUGGCAUGGCAGCGGGGAUCGAGAUUACCAACAAUGCUAAUGCCUACCUGGAGGGAAACCUUGUCUUCAACAAUAAGUUUGCCGGGAUCUGUCUCGCUACAGGUGUCAAUCCAGAAAUGAAAGAUAACAAGGUGCACGGUAAUAAGAAUGCCAUUGAGAAAGCUGUCAAGUGUGGAAGGUGCCUGUACAAAAUCUCCAGCUAUACAAGCUAUCCCAUGCAUGACUUCUACAGGUGUAAAACGUGUAACACGACAGACAGGAAUGCCAUUUGUGUGAACUGUAUCAGGAGGUGUCAUGCUGGUCAUGACGUGGAAUUUGUCACGCAUGAUAGGUUUUUCUGUGAUUGCGGAGCUGGAACAUUGUCAUUGCAAUGCCAACUCGCGGGAGAACCAACCAAGGACACGGAUACCCUAUACGACUCAGCAGCGCCCAUCGAAUCACACACACUCAUGGUCAACUGACAAGACCUAUGCACAACUGAACAAAUGACUUAACCAAGACCAAACUGAGAACUCGUUUCGGAGGAGAGAUGCGUUCGGAAACCCUGAACUCUUCCAGGAUAAACAUUGAUUAACCGGACGUUGGUUUCCUGUAUUUGUUUGUUCCAUGCCAAAGUUUUGUUUGUGAGUUGACCGUGGAGGGAAACGCGGAGUGCAUAGUGGAAUGUAGCCAGGCAUCGGUGUUGUUGCCCGCAACGGAUCAUUUGGAUCGAUGCAAUGUAGUUGGGGGAAGAUUUCUUCGUCCGAGCGAAGCAAAUAGCUGGGAUGGAGAGGUACCUUAUUUGAAUAGAGUGUGAAAAUUCAUCAUUAAAACUUGCCUGAAGGGUGGAUGAAACUGCCAUGUGGAUAUGGAUGCAUUGUAAUCUCUCAAACGGCCAUUGUGAAGAUUAUUUGUCAGUCACUUGAUCAGCACAAACUGAAGGAGCGCAAUCGACCUUUGGUUGUCAUAAUUCUGUGUAUUAUUUUACAUAAGCCAGUUAUGUUCAAAUGAGCACAUGGACAGUUUAUUGUGAUGACAGGAAGAUUACGUUGAGGGGAGAGGGCCUCUUUUGGUAAAGUGCCAAGAGACAUAUGGAUCCAUUCGCGGUAUGCAAUCUGGAUGUGACCUUUGACCUGAGAAUGAAUGAUGCAUAUAAGGUUUCCUCACAUGACCUUAUUAUCCACAACAGGUUAAUUAUUAGAUGUAUUCUUUGGGUCUUGGUCAAGAGACCCAAAUCGACUGCACCAAGUACGCGGUACAGUUACACUAGUAGAUUUCAUGCAACUCAUGUUAAUGUUUAUUAGGUGGUUAAAUGUGAUCAAAGAAAAGAAUGGCUUAAGAAAAAAAAGACACAGAGGUGCCUAAGAUGUUUUGUCUGAAUUUGUCAAGUGUCAUUGAGUAGUGAAUAGAAAGUGUGCACCCAUGGUUUAUGUUGAGUAUAGUUCGUGCUUGUUAAAAGGAGUUUAAUCUCUUAUACACAAUUGUCUCAUUUUGAUGUGAAAUACUUACUCUGAGUCAAUUUAUGGAUGGAGUAAAGCAGAAGUAAUCGUCCUGCAGAUUAUGUUUUUUCUUCAUUUUCUCAAUGUAGAAAUAUUUGUUGAAUGAAUCUUUACAUAUAUUUGCAUGAUACAUUCAUUUGCCAUUUAGACAUUUAGACUAUAAUAGAACAUUAACAGUUUUGUCAUGGGGUUGGACUACUAUAAUUGUGUUAGAAGCAACGCUUCUAAACAUUUCCUUUUUAUUGCUUUAUUUGCAAGUAUGUAUUUAAGUGCCACGGGAGGCGUAUCAUCGUCCAAACGAAAGGAAAGUGUAUUCUCUCGUUAAAGCGAACGAAAUACGAUGACAGAGGAUAAAAUACUAUUUCAAAGUCAAGAUUCUAUAUUUCUAUUAAUAUAUAUUUAUCCAUAUUUAUGCUGCAGAGUUUAGAACUGCCAAAAUCAAAAUCAUGAAACAACAGAAAGGGGUUGGUAAUUGUCUAAGUCCCGUUAAAACUUGAUUUUUUUUUUAUGCAGAAAGGCCCUCAUUAUUUACCACUAUACUGAUUUUCUUGAGAUACUUCAAUAUCUAUGCUAAUUCAGGGAAUAUGUUAAUUGCAACAUUCUUGGACCUAACUUGUUCCCCGUGUGAAGAAUAAUUCACAUGAAAGCGGAGAACACUCGGUAUUUCAAGGAUGCUUUUUUUCCAGUGAUAUUAGACUGUGUGCAUUGAAUGUGAUGCAUCUUUCCCUGGCCUGUUACAGUCGGCAAAGCAUGCAUGUUUGUGUGGCCCCAUAUACCGUUGUGUCGUGGAGUAAUUUUCCAGUAGCUUCCAGAUCAUGCGUGAGACAUCGUACAACUAACCUUAUCCAGUUUUGUUAUAUCGAUGGUUACAAUCGGCAAAGCAUACACUAUUAGUGUUACUAUCAGAUCUGAUGUUGGUCUUAUUCUUGUAACUGCAAAUGAACUUGUUUGUUUUCUACAGACUACAGAUUCAGUUAUUCUAAUGGGAGAUUUUUAGUUCCAGGUGCAUCUUACAGCCCAACCUGCUCUUUCAUGUGACUCAACUU